Molecule: messenger RNA, 951 nt
Organism: Larimichthys crocea (large yellow croaker)
Lineage: Eukaryota; Metazoa; Chordata; Actinopteri; Sciaenidae
Product: muscarinic acetylcholine receptor M3
Exons: 4
Coding region: 34-951 (305 amino acids)
Biological process (GO): chemical synaptic transmission; regulation of smooth muscle contraction; adenylate cyclase-inhibiting G protein-coupled acetylcholine receptor signaling pathway
Cellular component (GO): synapse; plasma membrane; dendrite
Molecular function (GO): G protein-coupled serotonin receptor activity; G protein-coupled acetylcholine receptor activity
Source: RefSeq, a predicted model, not a curated record
AACUUCACUGAUUCACCAGUUAACAGGACAUUAAUGCUGCCAGCAGAUGACUUUGACCCAUUAGGAGGACAUACUAUGUGGCAGGUCAUCAUAAUUGUCUUCCUCACUGGAUCACUUUCUCUUGUCACUGUUGUUGGAAACAUCCUUGUGUUGGUGUCAUUCAAGAUCAAUAAGGCACUGAAGACAGUGAAUAACUACUACCUGCUUAGCCUAGCAUUUGCUGACCUGAUAAUUGGCACACUGUCAAUGAACUUGUAUACCACCUACUUUAUCAUGAACCAGUGGGCUCUGGGGCCAGUGGUCUGUGACUUGUGGCUUGCAAUAGACUACGUGGCCAGUAACGCCUCAGUUAUGAACCUCCUUGUCAUCAGCUUUGACAGGUAUUUCUCUGUGACCAGACCUUUGACCUAUCGGGCCAAGCGUACAACCAAACGGGCCAUGACCAUGAUUGGAUUAGCCUGGUCCAUCUCUUUCAUUCUCUGGGCUCCAGCCAUCUUGUUCUGGCAGUACAUUGAGGGUAGGCGGACAGUCCCUUCUGAUCAGUGCUACAUCCAGUUCCUGACUGAGCCCAUCAUUACAUUCUGCACUGCUAUUGCCGCAUUCUACUUGCCAGUAACUAUUAUGGCCAUACUAUUUUGGAAGAUUUAUAAGGAAACAGAGAAGCGCGCUAAAGAUGUGCAAGGUCUCAAGGGAUCUGGGUCAGGCAAUAGCAACAGCCAGACUCACAAUCAAGGGAGUGCUAGUGGAAGAGCUUGUGAAGCUGUGACUAUCAACCAAAGAGAUUCACCAGCCAUACUUAGCUCUCAAAGUUGCAGCAGCUAUGAAUUAAAUCAGCUAGCUUCAGAGAAAAACAAAGACAAUGCUGGGAUACCAGGAGGAAAGGCAAGUAGAGGGAAAUGUGGCACAUUUUGCUUCCAAUUUUCAACACUGUUGCCAGGAGAGCAGCUCUGA